Molecule: messenger RNA, 2667 nt
Organism: Plectropomus leopardus (leopard coralgrouper)
Lineage: Eukaryota; Metazoa; Chordata; Actinopteri; Perciformes; Serranidae
Gene: col8a2
Product: collagen, type VIII, alpha 2
Molecular function (GO): protein binding
Source: RefSeq, a predicted model, not a curated record
GCGUAGGAUAUGUGAAUCGUCAUCUGGGGCCAAGUCGGGCCAGCACUGGACCAAUUCAGGGUGCAAGCUCUUUGCCCAGGGGGACACCAUUCCUCUGCUUUGGCUUCACUGAUUAUCUGAUGCCAUCGCAUCCCAUGGGAGACACGCGUGGCUGAAGCAAAGGAGGGAGGUAGAAGAGAGACCCACCUGAAGCUCACACCUACCGCUGCCCUUACCCAUCGCUCCCCCCCUGCCCCUCAACACUCUGAGGAGAGAAAGUUCUUUGUGUGUGACGUCUGAAGCCUGGGAUGCCUGUGACCAUGCUGUUGGCUCCUGUCUGUGUGCUACUGAUGCUGGGGGCGCGUGCUCUCGCCGGAGGCUAUCCCCCCAUGCCCCACAUGAAGUACAUGCAGCCCAUGAUGAAAGGGCCUAUUGGACCCCCAUUCAGAGAAGGAAAGGGACAUUACGUUGAUAUGCCACCCAUGAUGGAAAUCAAGGGGGAACCAGGCCCCCAAGGGAAACCUGGACCAAGAGGUCCCCCUGGGCCAGCAGGGCUUCCAGGAAAACCUGGACUGGGCAAGCCGGGUCUCAAUGGCCAACCAGGCCCUCAGGGGCCUCCUGGUUUUCCAGGCAUUGGUAAGCCUGGACUUUCAGGUCUCCCAGGAAAGAUUGGGCCAAAGGGGAUGCCAGGGCUUAAUGGUGAGGUUGGCCCACGUGGUGAACCAGGUCCUAGAGGUGCUCCAGGCCAGCCCGGCCUCCCUGGCCCAGCUGGCUUGUCUCUGAAUGGGAAACCUGGACUUCCAGGCAUCAGAGGCCCCCCUGGAGCUCGGGGGGAACCAGGAAUUAAGGGUCUUUCUGGCCCACCAGGUGAGCGGGGGCUUAAGGGCGAGAAUGGAAAUGGGAAGCCAGGGCCUACGGGUUUAAGGGGCCCUCCUGGGCUAAAAGGCAGUUCAGGACCACCUGGUCUUCCAGGUAUAGGCAAACCGGGACUAAAAGGUUUGCCUGGACUUCCUGGUCCUAAAGGUGAUCAAGGACCUGAUGGGGGACAAGGAGAACCAGGAGAGCCUGGGGCUCCAGGUCUACAAGGUCUACCAGGACCAGUUGGGAUAGGGAAGCCUGGGCUGGACGGACUGCCUGGAGGACCAGGUCCAUCAGGUCCAAAAGGUGAGCCAGGGUCCAGAGGUUCUCCUGGAUUUCCUGGGACUCCUGGUUAUGGAAAACCUGGUCUGAGUGGGCCAAAAGGAGACAAGGGCCACGGUGGGUUGCCUGGUCUUCCAGGGGACAAAGGGGAGCAAGGAAUGGUGGGCCCAAUUGGUGAACCGGGCCUUGAUGGACAAUCAGGACCACCAGGACUUCAAGGCCCAAUGGGACUCCCUGGAAAACAUGGGCUGCCAGGACAGAAGGGAGAGGCAGGGCCCCAGGGCCCUCCAGGACUUCCUGGCCUCAGAGGUGACCAAGGCCCUAGUGGAGCCUUUGGAAAACCUGGCAUCCCUGGGGAAAAAGGCAUCCCUGGGCUUAAUGGUCCUAUUGGAAAACCUGGACCCAAGGGUGAGGCAGGGCACAUCGGUCUGCCUGGAAAUCCAGGGCUGACAGGAGCUCCAGGGCCUAAAGGUGAAACAGGGUUUAUAGGGACUCCAGGCCCCAGGGGUCAGUCAGGCAUUCCUGGUCUACAGGGGCCCAUGGGUCCCAUGGGGCCUCAGGGCGUCCCUGGCCCGAAGGGUGAGGCUGGACUUCCAGGGCUUCCAGGACUGGGUAAGCUUGGAGAAAAGGGGUCUAUAGGUCCUCAGGGUCCUCCAGGUAAACCAGGCCCUGCUGGUCUUAAUGGUAACCCCGGCCCACCUGGCCCACCCGGGCCCCCUGGCCCUCCAGGAAAUGGCCAAACAGUUAUUGCAGGGCCAACUGAUUCGCAGCUGGAAGGGGAUGAAGUACCAGGGGACAGGAAGGGGCCUGCAUACAGUCAAGUCCCACUCUCUGCCUCCGUGGCCCCGGCCUUCACAGCCAUCCUCACCACACCUUUCCCUCCCUCUGCCAUGCCAAUCAAAUUUGACAGGACCCUGUACAACGGGCAAAACGCCUACAGCUCCGCUACUGGCAUGUUCACUGCUCCUUUAUCUGGUGUCUACUACUUUGCGUACCACAUGCAUGUAAAGGGAACUAGCCUGUGGGUGGCUCUGUACAAGAACAAUGUACCAGCCACUUACACCUAUGACGAAUACAAGAAAGGCUACAUGGACCAGGCGUCUGGUAGUGCUGUCCUGGAGCUGAAGGAGGGUGACCAGGUUUGGGUCCAGAUGCCGUCAGAUCAGGCAAACGGCCUCUAUUCUACCGAGUACAUCCACUCCUCCUUCUCAGGAUUCCUGCUCUGUCCCACAUAACCCUGUCCUUUCAUUCAAACAUGUUCCUGUAUUGGCACCUCAGAGCAGCCUUAAACCUAAAAUACCUGCAGCCAUAACAGAAACGCAAAACCCAUAGGAUUCUCAAUAUUACUGCAAUCAUCUUUAUAUGUCUCAUGCUCAGCAACAUCACCGAAAGAAACUUUGUGAACGAAAUAUGGAAAGUUUUAAAAGACAGGGGUAGGAAUUUCAUACUGUGCUCUUUGUUUCAGUGUCCUUCAAAUGUGUGUUUUGGGUUGUAUUUUAUGUUGGUGUUUUUUUUUUUUGUUUGUUUUUUUGUUUUUUUUGCUUAUAU